Messenger RNA from Thalassophryne amazonica, 938 nucleotides. RefSeq names its product cerebellin 4 precursor (gene cbln4). NCBI's taxonomy places the organism in Eukaryota, Metazoa, Chordata, Actinopteri, Batrachoidiformes, Batrachoididae. Bases 216 to 797 code for a protein of 193 amino acids. The transcript is spliced from 3 exons. The record is from RefSeq and is a predicted model, not a curated record. Gene Ontology annotation, molecular function: protein binding.
AAAGUGAAAAUGAGGCGCAACCCUGCAGGUGGGUUUGAAAAGAAGAUUCGGUUUUGUUGACGCCUCGCUCGGAUAUGGCACAUUUGUGGAUGCACUAAAGAGAGAUUUCUGAGCAACGCGCAGCUGAGGAACCCGCGGAAACUUGGUACAGGAGACGGAGUCUCCUUACGCGUCGUGCGCCGCCGCAGCACCAGCCGCCGCCGCCGCGCAGCGCCAUGGUGAGCUCCAUCAUACUGGUGCUCAGCUGGAGUGUGAUGUCCGAGGUGGUCCGGGCUCAGAACGACACGGAGCCCAUCGUGCUGGAAGGGAAAUGCCUCGUGGUUUGCGACUCCAACCCCACCACGGAUUUGAAGGCUUCGACCUCUCCGCUCGGCAUCUCCGUGCGCGCCGCCAACUCCAAGGUGGCUUUCUCUGCGGUUCGCAGCAACAACCACGAGCCGUCCGAGAUGAGCAACAAAACCAGAAUCAUCUACUUCGAUCAGGUUCUCGUGAAUGUUGGAAACUACUUCACAUUUGAAUCAGUGUUUUUGUCUCCCAGAAAAGGAAUCUACAGUUUUAAUUUCCACGUCAUUAAAGUGUACCAGAGCCAAACCAUACAGGUGAACUUGAUGUUGAACGGGAAACCGGUCAUCUCUGCCUUUGCGGGUGACAAAGACGUUACACGUGAGGCGGCCACCAAUGGAGUUCUGCUUUAUCUGGAAAAAGAGGACAAAGUCUAUCUAAAGCUGGAGAAGGGAAACCUGGUUGGUGGAUGGCAGUACUCUACAUUUUCUGGCUUUCUUGUGUUCCCUCUGUAAAAAAAAAAAAAAAAAAAAAAAAAAAGCAACAACAAAGAAAAAAAGAAGUUGUAAGCUUACUGACUUUUCCGUAAUGUGUUGUGGCUGUAUAUUUGGAACAGAUGGAUUAAAAAAAACAAAACAGACAUGGACCAACAAACG